ACGAACGUGCGAUCAAAGCGCAGAAUACAAGAAAAACACCAGAAGUUGCAGAAGAAGAAGACUUUGACAAUGUCCAAAGAACCAAAACGAAAUGCAUAAAUGUCGCACAUAGAUACAGAACAGAACAGUCGAAAAGAAAUUAAUGAAGAGCAAGAGGAGUUGUGUAUUUGUGUGUGUGUGUCGUAUCUUUUCGUGUGAUUGUCGUUUUAUCAAGAGGGCAAAACAAAGAAAAAUCAGUGAAACGUAGUAAAAAAGUGAAAACUUCGUACAUUAAUUGAAAUAAUUUUUAACUAAACAAAUCGUAAGCAUCUAUGUGACAAAAUGUGCAAUAUAUAGAAUGAGUUUGUCGAAAAUCUAGUUUAAGCGCUGACGUGCAUAAAGUUGACUAAAUUCAACAUUUUUAAGUCAUAAAAAAUGGAUACUGAUAACGAUAAUGAACAGCUGAACUCUUCGUCGACGAGCAGCAGUAACAAUAGCAGCAGCAGCAAUUUGCUCGCAAAUUUACCUAUGCUCCCAAUAUUGCAGUCAACUGAUAAUGAUGGUGGCGGGCACUUCGUAGAGCCCGAGGCGCUACCGGAGCCCUUAGACGAGCGCAUCGGUGCAGUUGGAUUGCCACAACCGCCAUCACCAUCACCACCGCCACCACCAACACCACCACAGCAACAACUUCAUACGGCAGGUCAUUUGCCGGACAAUUCAGUUUUCGCUUCACCCCUCUUAUUCAAUAACAAUACCACCCCACCUCCUUCAUCCUCCUCAUCAUCAUCGUCGCCAACAUCAUCGUCACACAAUCUUCAACUAUAUCAUCAUCAGCAAGAACCACAACAAUUACAACAAGAACAACUACACUCUGAACAUGCGCUUCAUUUUGAACAUUCUCCCUCUCCCUCCCUCCAGCAACACGCACUACUACCACCACCGCCAUCACCACCACCACCACUCGAACAAGAGCAGCAGCAGCAACAACAACAACAACACCUGAUUCCGGAAGCAGCAGCCACAGCACAGCACCAGCAAGCACUUGAGCAACAGGACAUACAAGAAGAACUCCAAUUAACGCAUCCAUGUGCUUUUGUAGACAAUAGUCCGAUUGCCGAUACGAUUGAUGCAUCUGCAUUAGAAUCAGCUGCGAGUGAAGCUAUUGGACUGAGCGCUGACAUUGCAUCAACUAGUCAACAGCAGCAGCAGACGCAGCCACAACGCCAGUGUCUACAGCAGCAAGAACAGCCGGUGGAAAGUUUGAGCGGUGCUCAACGCUCGACACUGAGCGUAAUAGGAGAAGGUGCAGCUGGUAGCAGCGCAUCUAAUAUACGUAACCAAACACCUCCAAUAUCACUGCCAUUGCUGUUGCAAGAAGAGGACGACGAAGACGAGGACGCCGACGCUGACGACGAAGAAAAUCUUAGUGGCGAACAACAACGCGUUCGAGCACCGAAGUCACCUGCUGCACUAUCGUACGCUUCGCAUUUUACACACCAUCCAUUCACGCACCCACUAAACCACCACCACCAUCAUCAUUAUUAUCCCAAUUUUGGUGGCUGUAUAAAUAAUUCACCAUUUGCGUUUGACAUACCUGCUUUGUCCGGUGGGGGCGACAGCAUCAGCAUCAGCAGCAAUAAUAACAAUAAUAGCGGUAUUAGCUUUGUCAGCCAAAUAAAUCCCAGUAACGGCGCAAAUACAAACGCAAUACUAACAGCAAGCAUGCUUGGGAGCAGCAGCAAUAGCGACAACCCGUCCGGCGGCGGCGGCGGUGCCACUGCCCUAUCAAGCACCAUCACUUGCGCUGGCGCUGGUGCCCACAGCAGUAGCAAUCAUAAUCAUCAUUCGCGUCAGCAAGUGACCGAUCGCCUAAAAAUGCUCUAUCCAAAUGUGAACGAAGCUGAAACUCCACUGCCACGCUGCUGGAGUCCACACGACAAAUGUCUAUCGAUUGGACUAUCGCAGAAUAAUCUACAUGUACACUAUAAAGGCGUAGGUAAUAAGCACGACGGUCCUGCCUCUGUGCGCACAGCUCAUCCGAUUCCACCCGCCUGUGGCCUAUACUAUUUUGAAGUGAAAAUCAUAUCGAAAGGUAAAGAUGGCUACAUGGGUAUCGGUUUGACAGCUCAGCAAUUUCGCAUGAAUCGUUUACCAGGUAAAGGUUGGGACAAGCAUACGUAUGGUUACCAUGGUGACGAUGGCAAUUCAUAUGCCCAAUCCAAUACUGGUCAAUCGUAUGGACCGACAUUCACAACUGGCGAUGUAAUCGGUUGCUGUGUGAAUUUUGUGGAUAAUUCAUGUUUUUACACAAAGAAUGGCAUUGAUCUGGGUGUCGCGUUCAGAGAUUUACCGGUACAUAAAUGUAAAUUAUAUCCAACGGUGGGCCUACAAACGCCUGGUGAGGAGAUCGAUGCCAAUUUUGGCCAGGAGCCAUUCAAAUUUGAUCAAAUCGAAGAUAUGAUGAAGCAAAUGCGUGCUCAAAUGAGGACCGCCAUCUAUGAUUUCCCCAUGACACUCGAUCAGGGUGAUCCAACGACACUGCUACACAAAAUGGUAUCAUCAUAUCUCUUGCACAAUGGUUAUAGUCAAACUGCAGAGGCAUUCGCUCGAACCACUGGGCAAACGUUUCAAGAGGAUAUUUCAUCUAUUCGAAAUCGUCAAAAAAUAUUAAAACUUGUAUUAUCCGGCAAAAUGGGUCACGCCAUUGAGCACACGCUGCGCUCUUAUCCGGGUCUAUUAGAGAAUAACAAAAGUCUUUGGUUCAUGCUGAAGUGCAGACAGUUCAUAGAAAUGGUGAAUGGUUCAGAUAUUGAGUAUUGCCCUACUACUAAUAAUAAAUUAACAAAUUCGAUCACAACACAAACGCAGACAACGCCACCGAAUCAAACAUCGGUCAUACAGUCAACCAAAUCGUAUCAGAAUGGUAAGAGCACAGUAGCACAUAAUAAUGCACAGACUAUGGUGACAACAUCAACUACAACAACAAAUUCAGCUGUGAUAAAUGCCGAUAAUCAUGCGCAUCAACAGGAACUGAAAAACACAUCUGUUUCGGAUGAGAACUGCUCUGGUGAUGCGAUUUCAAUUAGUAACAAAAACAAUAGCACCAAUAUCGAUUAUUUGAAUGAUGUAGAAAUGGAAUUAAAUAUGCACACCAAUGGCAACUCAUGCAAAAACGGCAGUUCUAAUUUCAAUAGUUCUUUAGACGUUGAUGAGGAAAUGGACAUCGACGUAUCACCUUCCGCACAGAAAUAUAGUCAUGGCAUCGAACGGAUAUUGGAAUUCGGCAAAGAGCUAUCUCAAAUGGGACAGCAAUUGGAGAAGGAGAACAAAUUGAACGAUGAGGAUCGACAAAUGUUGGAAGAUGCAUUUAGUUUAAUCGCUUAUUCAAAUCCCUGGUCCAGCCCGUUGGGUUGGCAACUUUGUCCCACGAAACGAGAAAACGUAUGCACAGCACUUAAUUCCGCUAUUUUAGAAUCGAUGAACUAUCCACGUCGCCCGCCACUUGACGUGUGCGUAGCGCACGCCGCUGAAUUGCUUAAGGUGAUGGCUCGGGAAUCGCUCGGUGCUUGUGCGUUCGUAAAUAUCGAAGAUGUCUUUCCACAAAAUUGACCCACUCUGCGCUUGAAGAUGUUUGAAACGUCGUAGCUAACGUCGUCGUCGUCGUCGUGUCCCACAGCAUGGUGGUGGUUGGUGUGUUCCCCAUCGUUCGACGCCAACAUGCGCUCCGAUUGUGCUCCUUAUUGCACUUAUUUAGAUUUUUUCUAAUUAUCGUAUUUAAAACAAAAAACAUAGAAGAGCGAACGCAAAUUAUUCAUUUAUAAUCAACUAAACUUGUUUAAACCAUAAUUUCAAGAAUCAACGAUAAUUAUUAAAAUUUUCAGUUUUCUAGUAACACCAAGAUCCACUUAUUAUACAUAUGUGGUUCAAUGUAGCGGUAGUAGUCAUAAUUUCCCCUCCUCUCAAGUACUCCAAAAUAAAAUGGCCGCGUAAAUUAUACAAAAUAUAUCUAUAUACAUACAAAACAAAAACAAACAUUUAACAACAAACAGUAAAUUGAAUUCGUUCAUUAGUUUAAUUUUCAAGCACAUACACACACGCAUAUACAUAUACACACACACUAUUGCCUUUAACAUUUAAUCAAAAGUUUUGUUUUUGUUCAAAAUAUCCAACAAUCAUCGAUUAAGUAAAUUAAAAUUGAAAAACAAAAUUCUGUGCUUAAAUUUGUAUACAAACACCUCUCAUGAAAUAAUAAUAAUAAUAAAUAAAAUCACAUUUAAGCGCAACGUAUGUACUUUUGCACGAAAAACGUCGUGUCUUCAACAGUUACGUGUUUAAAGCGGAAGAAGUGAGAUUUAAAUGCAGAUUUUUUUCGUGCUCUUUACGAAACUCUAUAUUGUUAGUUAUAAUUACCGAUUAGUGGUUAAGUUAAGCGAAUAGCGUUUAUAUAAUUUUCUUCUUUUCUGUUUUCGUAUAUUAUUAUGCUUCCAAACUUUAAUUGAGCAGUUGAAGUUUUAUUCUUUAAUAAUAAAUAAUUUUCGUCGAAAUGAAUGCAGAAAGAA
Molecule: messenger RNA, 4538 nt
Organism: Bactrocera neohumeralis
Lineage: Eukaryota; Metazoa; Arthropoda; Insecta; Diptera; Tephritidae
Gene: RanBPM
Product: ran-binding proteins 9/10 homolog
Exons: 13
Coding region: 415-3588 (1057 amino acids)
Biological process (GO): cell surface receptor signaling pathway; cytoskeleton organization
Cellular component (GO): cytoplasm
Molecular function (GO): protein binding
Source: RefSeq, a predicted model, not a curated record